Molecule: messenger RNA, 965 nt
Organism: Salpingoeca rosetta
Lineage: Eukaryota; Choanoflagellata; Craspedida; Salpingoecidae
Product: large subunit ribosomal protein 1
Exons: 5
Coding region: 181-834 (217 amino acids)
Biological process (GO): translation
Cellular component (GO): large ribosomal subunit
Molecular function (GO): structural constituent of ribosome; RNA binding
Source: RefSeq, a predicted model, not a curated record
UUGUGCUUGGGCCCGUUGCAUGCGCCUCACGUGCUCGCUUCUGCGUGUAAUCUUGUGCCUUUUUCGUUCCCCUGCCACCAUCGCGCACGCGAGACCCACACCGCCAGCACACUGCUCUGCCACCUCGUCCCCUCAUUGUGACAACACCACACCACACGCAGCAACACCAGCACCGCCACCAUGAGCAAGGUUUCCCGCGACACCUACGAAGAGGCGAUCCAGGCCCUCCUCAAGCACUCCCUCAAGCAGAAGAAGCGCAAGUUCCGCGAGACGGUUGAGCUUCAGGUUAUGCUGAAGAACUACGAUCCCUCCCGUGACAAGCGCUUCAGCGGCACCGUGCGUCUGCCCGGCAUUGCCCGCCCUGGCAUGAAGGUGUGCGUGCUCGGUGACGAUGCUCACUGCGACGAGGCCAAGGCUGCCGACAUUCCCUGCAUGGACGUCGACUCCCUCAAGAAGCUCAAGAAGAACAAGAAGCUCGUCAAGAAGCUGGCCAAGCAGUACGAUGCGUUCCUUGCGUCGUCGAAGCUUCUGAAGCAGCUGCCUCGUAUCCUUGGGCCUGGCCUCAACAAGGCUGGCAAGUUCCCCUCCCCCGUCUCGCACGAGGAGAAGCUGCCCGAGAAGGUUGACGAGCUCAAGGCCACGGUCAAGUUCCAGAUGAAGAAGGUGCUCACGCUCGGUGUCGCCAUUGGUCACGUCGACAUGUCCGAGGAGGAGCUCAUCACCAACUCCAUCCAGGCCGUCAACUUCCUCGUCUCCCUCCUCAAGAAGAACUGGCAGAACGUGCGCUCCCUCAACAUCAAGAGCACCAUGGGCCCUCCCCAGCGCAUCUACUAAGCGGAUGCUGCAUACAUGUGCCUUGGUGAUGAGUGGAUUGUUUUGACCUUGCUGUGUUUGCUUGCUGUAUUGCCGAUGCUCCCUCAACAACCGAGUGACUGAGUGGUGGUUGCAGUACACAGAAACGCUGG